Capsicum annuum is the source of this 1072-nucleotide messenger RNA. Its product is annotated as protein SPEAR3. Gene Ontology annotation, molecular function: DNA-binding transcription factor activity. Bases 175 to 762 code for a protein of 195 amino acids. The transcript is spliced from 5 exons. Lineage: Eukaryota; Viridiplantae; Streptophyta; Magnoliopsida; Solanales; Solanaceae. The record is from RefSeq and is a predicted model, not a curated record.
CCUAUUGAAGAUCUCUCUCUCUCCCCUCUCUCUCUCUCUUUCUUUAACCUAUUGUUUUAGCCUUAUAAUGCUACAAAGUUUUUGUACAAAAAUCAUCUCAAUUCUUGAAUCUUUCUUUCUUUCUUCAUCUUCUUGAAUCAAUUUUUUUUUUUUUUUUGUAUUUUUUUUAGAAAUAUGGGGAGCAAUUAUUUUGGUGAAUUAAACAUGGGAAAUGAAAGAUCAUCAACAUCAUCAUCAUCAGGAUCAUCAAGAAAAAGCAAGAAAAAUAAUUCAGAAAAACCAAAUAAACAACCACAAAGAGGACUUGGUGUUGCUCAAUUAGAAAAAAUUAGAUUGCAUAGUGAAAUGGGUGCUAAUUAUCUUCACAAUAAUAAUAUUCCUUAUGUCAACAAUUUCUCACAGGAGGAUAUGAGAUUACAAACAGCAUAUUCAUCAUCUUCAUCUUUUACACACUCAUCAUCUUCUUCUACUUAUGGUUUUCCAAACCACCAAGGCAUUAUGAUGGGAAUGAGUGGCAUUGAAGGAGGAAAUAUCAGAUAUGGAGAUUCUCAGCCUAAUUCUAGACUAAGUACUUGGCAUCCUGGCACAGUGUAUGACCCUCAAGUUUAUGCUCAACCUAAUAUGACUAGACAUCACCAUCACAUGCAAGUAGAGGAUUCAAUGGAAAGGAGGAGAAAGAAAGAUAGAAGUGACUCUAUUGGUUCAAAUAGUCAAAAUUCUGAAUCAAAUGAGUUAGAUUUGGAGCUCAGACUUUCACUUUGAUUUACUACUGUUAUUAUGGAUUUGAAUAUAUGUUAUGAUAUUUAGCUAAUAGUUUUUUUCUUUCUUUUUUUUUGGAAAAAAUAGAAAGCACCCUUUGGUUUGGAAUUUGCAAAUGUUGCACAGGUUUAUUAAUUUGAGCAACUUAUUGAAAUUCACUAGUCUUUUUUAGGAGGAAAUAAAAAUAAUUAAAAAAAAAAAGCAAAAAGUGUAAUUGAAGGGAAUUGAAUUCCUAUUUAAAAAAUUGGAAAAAAAAUAUUAUCUAUUGAUGUGCUAUAUUUUCCAUUUAAUGGAGGGGAAUUGUGAUCUUUCA